UCUUUACUCAGCACUCACUGUCAAGUCAAAUAUAGGUUAUUUUGGAAGCACAACAGAAUUUGUAGAAUAAAAAACUAGAUUUUUUUUUAGAGAAAAUUUUGAUGAUUCAGCGAGAACAAGAUGUUUCUGACCAACGUUUUAAUGAGGAAGGCGAAAGCCAAGAGCAUUCUAGUUUUGAUGGAGAGUGCGGUCAGCGGCCAUCAAUUCUUGCAAAUCCGGGAAAGAUUAGCCGAUAAACUGGAGACAAUUCGAUUCGAUCCAUACAUUCAAAAGCCAAGUGUUUACCGUGAGCGCAGAAAAGUCAAAAGUAUCCGUUAAAUUCCAAUGGAAUCGAUUAGCAUUUAUUACCUCACAAAUGUAGUUAAAGUCCAGUUAAUGAAAUAAAUCAAGAAAAACAGA
Sitodiplosis mosellana (orange wheat blossom midge) is the source of this 399-nucleotide messenger RNA. It is a transcript of the gene mRpL33, whose product is annotated as 39S ribosomal protein L33, mitochondrial. NCBI's taxonomy places the organism in Eukaryota, Metazoa, Arthropoda, Insecta, Diptera, Cecidomyiidae. The transcript has 3 exons. The record is from RefSeq and is a predicted model, not a curated record. Bases 121 to 318 code for a protein of 65 amino acids. Gene Ontology annotation, cellular component: mitochondrion. Gene Ontology annotation, biological process: translation.